Papilio polytes (common Mormon) is the source of this 549-nucleotide messenger RNA. RefSeq lists its product as uncharacterized. The transcript is spliced from 2 exons. The record is from RefSeq and is a predicted model, not a curated record. Lineage: Eukaryota; Metazoa; Arthropoda; Insecta; Lepidoptera; Papilionidae. The coding region runs from base 18 to 518 and encodes 166 amino acids.
ACUUCACAUCUACCACAAUGCAAUACUUCAUCCCCAUCUUGGCUACCAUUGCCUGCGUUACCGCGGCUCCCGGAUACCUCCUAUCGCAAGAACCUGAUUAUUACCACCUUCCUCUAGCAAAGUCGACUCUUACAUCGAGCAGCCAAACGGUAGACCAUGGUAGCACACACGUCAUUCAUCCCUUCCCUGUGGUCCACACUGCGCCUGUGGUCCACACUGCACCACUGGUCCACGUACCGAUGUCCAUCAGUACUCAAUCGCAUGAGCGUACAUCGUACCACGCACCCGCUGCCAAGACCACAGUGACGAACAGCAAACAAGUGGUCAACCAUGGCAGUACCGCGGUCUACCACGCCCCCGUAGUCUCACCUGUAGCUCUCCACUCCUCACCACUAGUGUACCACUCGUCACCACUGGUUGCCUACAAGACUCCCGAUUCCGCCAUCUCUCACCACAGUUCUACAAUCCACGAGACAGUACCAGUCGUGAAUUCAUUACCGUUGUACGCAUUGCAUUAAUUUUAUUAUUAUAGAAAUAAACUUUAUACUC